This is a messenger RNA of Calypte anna (Anna's hummingbird), 2387 nucleotides long. RefSeq names its product nucleolar protein 11 (gene NOL11). The transcript is spliced from 18 exons. The record is from RefSeq and is a predicted model, not a curated record. Gene Ontology annotation, biological process: maturation of SSU-rRNA. Gene Ontology annotation, cellular component: nucleus; nucleolus. Gene Ontology annotation, molecular function: RNA binding; protein binding. Lineage: Eukaryota; Metazoa; Chordata; Aves; Apodiformes; Trochilidae. Bases 44 to 2212 code for a protein of 722 amino acids.
CUGCCCGCCGCGCCGCUCUCGCGUGAGGGGGCGGCUCCCCAAGAUGGCGGCGCUGUGCGAGAGCUUCACGCUCUGCGGGUUGGGUCCCAGCGGCGGGGUCGGGCUCGGCGGCCUCCUGGCUCUAGAACCGGGUCCGGACCCCGACCACGUCCUCCUCACCGACCGCGGCAGGACGGCCACGCUCUUCAAGGUUUCAGAUCAGAAGCCACUGGGUUGUUGGUCUGUCAAACAUGGGCAGAUUCUCACAUGUCCAGUUGUGUGCAACUUUGAAACUUGUGAAUUCAUAGCUGUUCAUGAUGACAAGGUUUUAAGAAUAUGGAAGAAUAAAGAUAUUAACUUGGACAAAGUAUUUAAAGCAACGCUUUCAGCUGAUGUAUACAGAAUACAUUCCCUACCCAAUGGAGGGCCAGUGGUACUUUUCAAAGGAGGGGGUGUUCGAACUUUAGAUGUCCUUUUGGAAGCCCCUCAGCAAGAAAUUGAAAAUGUUAUCUCAGAUGAAGUCAUCAAGUGGAGUGAAGCUUUCAUGGAAGGUCAACAACCUGUCUUAAUUUUCGCUACUGAGAAAGAUGGGGAUUAUUUUGUCUACAUACAGAAGCCUAAGAUGAAGAGUCUACACAAAUAUAAGCUUGAACAACAGGAAUUAUCCAAGCCACUGAGUUUCACAGCAUAUGUAAAAAAUCAAAGUAUCACACUUCUGUGUUUGUAUUCCAACGACUCUGUAUACAAGGUUCUGAUACCUCUGCAGAAAAACACUGAAGAGGAAGAGCAGAUUUUGUCUAAGUCACUGCUAGUAAACCUUUCAGUAUCUGGAAGUGUUCUGAAAGGAACUUCUUUUGUUGUUCUUGAUAAAGAUCACAUCGCAGUGUUAGGAAGUCUGGAUGCAUCUGGUAAAAAAUCCAAAGAGUGCCUAACAAUAUGGAACACAAAAUUUCAGACAUUGCAGACUUCAAAGCACCUGCCCCUGGGAACCAGUGGACAAUUGUGGUGUCAUGAGGAAAAAUUUUUUUUUACACAUGGGAAAGUGCUAACAGUAAUUAUGUACAAGUGUGAAACAUCAUCCUUGGCAGCUGCUGUGGGAAAGCUCAAGGACAGUCAAGCCCCUGAUUUGUCUUCAUUUGUAAACUGGGAUGCCCUGGGAGAUGAAGAGCUGGUGGUUUCAUUUCAGUCACAGCAACCCCUAGCUCUAAAACCUGAGUCCAAAAUGACAUUAAGGUCAAAAAGUAGCAGUGUGUCUAAAGUACAGCCAGGUACAUUAUCAGCUGGGAAGCUUGCACGAAAUCUACAAGAUGCUUCUCCAGCUGUACUUGAAGAUAGAUUGAAAAAAUUGAUGUCAGAAGCCCAGAUGCCAGAUCUACACGCCAUCGUUGGAUAUGUAGUAACUGCCCUCAUAAACAAAUGUAAAGUUAAUCCAUAUUACUACCCCAAAGAUUUCCUGCUAGAGAUAAUCCAAACCCAAGACUUGUCUUACAGUUUAUGUCCAGAUUUAAUGGCUGUUGCUUUGGAGAAGAAAGAUGUGUAUCUCUUACAGCUCUGCUUACAACGCUUUCCAGAUAUUCCUGAAGAAAUUACUUAUGCUUGCUUGAAAGUGUUUUUAAGCAUGAGUGAAAACCAUCUUAAAAACAUAGAUUUGGAUCUAGACUCUGUCAUCUGUUACAUUGAUAUUGAAUUAAACAACAAAGAAGUUAAGACUGAAAUUGUAGAGAAUGGUUUCAGUACAGAGCUGGAACAAAACAUCUUGGAUACUAAAAUCCCAAAGAAAACCCCUCUGCCAACUGAGGGUGAAUUCUGCCCUGUUGGACUCCGGAAGGCAGCACUGCUAAAUGCUGUUCUGCAUUCAGCUUACAGUGAAACAUUUCUUUUGCCUCAUCUGAAAAACCUGCCAGCCAAGGAAGCUGUUCUGUUUCUGAGGUACUUGUACUACCUGUAUGUGAAAUGCAGUGAAAAAAUUAAUACCACUCUUCCUGGAACACACUCUCCAACUGUAAAUCAGAUCAUGGAUUGGAUGUGCCUGUUGCUUGAUGCACACUUCACAGUUAUGGUGAUGCUACCAGAAGCAAAAGAAUUGCUUUCAAGGCUGCAUAAGUUUGUGAGAGCCCAAGUACGAUUCUACUCUGAACUCAACAAAAUUGAGGAAAGUUUGCGAGAAUUACAAAGACUUAACCACCAGAGAGACUUUCAGACAUAUUCUAUUGAAGUGCUGGAACUUAUUUGAAGUGAAUUUGAAAUUAUUUUUUAUUGAUUCCUUUUAUGAUGAGGAUGUAUUAGCACUCCAUAUUGGGGAUGUGAAAGGUUGUUUUCUACACAGGAGGAGCACAGUCACUCUGUACCCAUGUGGGAGUUGUACAUUUGAAACUUGUGUAUUAAAAGCUCCCUUUUUGACUGGAUAA